Molecule: messenger RNA, 1143 nt
Organism: Pseudovirgaria hyperparasitica
Lineage: Eukaryota; Fungi; Ascomycota; Dothideomycetes; Acrospermales; Acrospermaceae
Exons: 4
Coding region: 427-1077 (216 amino acids)
Source: RefSeq, a predicted model, not a curated record
AAAACUCUGCGCCUGCGGACACACCUCCACUAUUACUACCACCACCACCACCACCAAUCCCCAAUCGGACGCCUCUUGCUGCUAGCCCUGUCCUCUUAUUUCUGCUCCUGUUCCCUCUUACCACUUCACUGCCCCCCGCCCCUCACCUCUUACUCUCUCUCUCUCUCUCUCACUUCUUCCAUUUCUUCUCUGCUCCUUGCUCCUUUUGGUCUUCUUCCACCACCACCACUACCACCACUACCACCGCAUCUCCAUCCAUCCUCUCUGCUGUCCGGCCUUUGGUUCCAUCUUUUGGUUCUCUACUCUACUCACCUGUCGCAGUUGGCUGUCCUGUCCCGUACUAUUUGGUUCUUCGACACUGUCCCCCAGUGUCGACCUCUCUCUCCACACUCCUCUCCAAACCCUCUCUCCUGCACAUCCGCAAUCAUGUCGUUAAAUCGCCAGUGGUUUGUACCCGGUGACGACAUUGCUCGUGAGGUCAUCACCGCCGAUAUCCAGCGAUAUCUAGGUCCUGAUGCCACCGUCAGACCGGGAACCGGUACUGGAGAGUACGAGGGAAUGGACGGUUUUUGGAUAACUGCCUAUCGUACUCUCACUUCGAACAUGAUCAAAGACCUGAAGCAGGACUCGCAAAGAUGGAGAGCCGAGAUGGCUCACGGACGAGUCGCCUAUCAAGAUUCCACCACCCACCAGGCCAGGCAGCACUACGGUCCCACUCCUGGUCCCUCGCGCCACGAUCCUGCCGCUGCCUACCAGCAGACUGCUCCAAGCUAUGCCACUGGAUACGGUAAUUAUACCCACCAACAGCCGUCCAGAGGAGGAUAUGCCCAGCAGCCCCAGCAGCCCCAGUAUGCCACUCCCGGAUACCAAGAGCCCGUCCGGACCACCGCUCCAAGCUACUCGUACGGCAACCAGGACACCCAGGCGGCCUAUGGAGCUUACCAGCAGCCGCAGCAGGACCCGCGCUAUCCCUAUGCCCAGACAACCGCUGCCCCGCGUCAGGACAUAUACUCCCCACAGCAGCAACAGCCAAGGUAUUUUGGAUAUUAUCACCGGAAAUAUUUGGUCCUUCGCUAAACUCCUCUCUCAGUUCGGCUUCAUAUGGUAGCAACGCGUACGGCCACGAAGGGCGACGUAAGUCUU